AUGGCAGAAACAGCGGUGAACUUCGUGACGGAGACGCUGCUCCGGUCACUGGAAAAAGAGGUCAAGUUGCAGUUGGAAUUGAAAUCAGAAGUCGCAAACAUACGCCAGGAUUUGCGGACCAUCAUGGCCUUUCUCAGAGAGGCAGACGUACAGGCAGAAAGAUCAAACAUGAGCUACAUGGUGAAGGACUGGGUCAGCAACGUGAGGGAAAUAGCUCAUCAAAUUGAAGACGUGGUCGACGAUUACAGGUACGAGGUGGCUCGCCGCCGUACAGGCCCCCGUGACUUUCUUGGUCAGGCUCGCCGAGCUGGAGGGUUUGCGAGGAGGAUAGUAUCGGCGCACCAAAUUUCGGGAGAUAUCGAGGAUGUAAGGGAAAGACUGAGUCGGCAGGUUGAGAUAAGAAAAGGCCUGGGGCUCACCGGAGGGGAAGUUGGCGCCAGCGGCGGAAGAGGGUCAAACAGUUUGUCGUGGCAAGAGCUGAAGCAGCUGAGGCCAGUAGGGGACGAGAAUGAACUCGUGGGCUUUGAAGCUCACAAGGAAAACCUCAAUAAUAGCAUCACACUGGGCAAUCAGAACACCGUCAUACCUAUUGCCGGCGAGGCUGGACUUGGCAAGACAACCCUAGUGUGCCAAUUAUACCGUCAUCAUAAAAAGGUCCAGGAAUUUGCAGCACAUCGAGCUUGGGUGGACGUGACGCAAACUUUCGAUACAAGAAACGUAUUAAAGAAACUGAUUCAACAACUCAAGUCUCAGAAGGAUUUUGAGAUGGGCAACAUGGAGACACGGGAUUUGAUCGAUGAAGUGAGAAACUUUCUGCAAGAAAACCGGUGCUUGAUAGUGUUCGACGACGUCUGGGUCUCAAGAUUUUGGGACGAAAUUAAGCACAUAUUACCUUCCAGACAAAACGGAAGCAGAAUAAUAAUCACGACCAGAAUUAAUGAAGUGGCAAGCCAUUGCAAGGGUAAUACACACAGUACCAAACCCUUUGUUCUGAAACGUCUUGAACGCCAACAGGCCAAGGAACUUUUCUUCAGAUUUGCAUUCCAAGGCGAUGAAUGCCCAGAAAACUUGCGAAUCUUGUCUGAUGAGAUAAUCCAAAAAUGCAACGGAUUGCCACUGGCCAUCACCACAAUUGGGAGUCUUCUUUCAAAAACAAACUUAGACAACGAUGUUUCCAAGUGGCAAAAUGUGCAUAAAAGUCUAAGUCGGGUCUUAGCUAAUGAUGAUACCGAUGCUGGCAAAGCAUUGAACAUGGUUGUGUCUGAGAGCUAUUAUGAUCUUCCUUAUCAUCUCAAACUUUGCUUUCUCUACCUGGGUGUACUCCCUGAAGACUAUCCUAUCAACUGCAACAGACUCAUUCGUUUAUGGAUAGCAGAAGGGUUCGUCAAAGAAAAACCAGCAGAGAAAUUGGAAGAAAUCGGAAGGAAAUACCUCCAAGAGCUGAUAAACAGAAACUUGAUUCAGGCUACAGUGGUUGAUUGUGACGGUAAAGUUAGAAGUUGCAGAGUUCAUGAUAUGAUGCGCGGCUUCAUUUUAAAGAAGUUUGAAGAGCUGAAUUUCUGUCAAGUUUUGGACGAUACUGGCUCGGACUUCAACUCUUUAUACUCACCACGACGAUUAUCAAUUCAUAAGAAUUUCAAUGAAAAUGAGCUUCAAGGGAUUGUUUCAGAUCCAGGCAAGGUGAGAUCUUGUAUUUUGUUCAACACUAAAGGGAUUUCAACUUCUUUCAUCACCAAGUUCAAUCUUAUGAGAACACUAGACUUCGAUGAUGCUCCACUUGAUGCUCUUCCUGAAGAAAUCGGAGACUUACUGCUCUUGGAAUAUUUGAGUUUACGAAACACAAAAGUCAAGAAGCUUCCUGCAUCAAUUGGCAAGCUUCAGAAUCUUCUCACUUUAGACAUCAAGAACUCUCACGUUCAGAGUCUUCCGCGGGAAAUCAACAAGCUUACCAAGCUUCGUCAGCUUCUAGGUUAUUCCUUCCACGGUGGUGAAAUUGAUCUGGGCAUGGCAGCUUUUUCUUACCAGGGAUUGCAGAUCAUGAAAGAAGGAUUUGGGAAAUUCAAGGAUCUACAAGAGCUGUACUCUAUCGAUUGCUACCACAUUAAUAAUGCUUUCAUAAUUAAAGAAUUGAGAAAAUUGAAGCAACUCAAGAAGCUAGGUAUCACAAGGCUAAGACGUCAAAAUGGAAGAGAUUUAUGCAGUACCAUAGAGUCUUUAACCUGCCUUACCUCAUUGUGGAUAGGAGCCGUGGAGGAGGGUGACUUUCUAGAGCUAGACUCGUUAAUCAACCCCCCAAGGCACCUUGAGCGACUUUACUUGGAGGGUCGUUUACGGAGCUUGCCAAAAUGGAUUCCCAGGCUCAAAAAGCUAGUGAAGCUAUGCUUGUACGGCUCAGGAAUAACAGAUGAUCCUAUAUUGGCUCUUAAAAACUUGAACGAGCUUUUGGAAUUACGACUUCGCAAGGCUUACCAAGGUGAAGAACUGCAUUUCCAAAAAGGGUGGCUGAAAAAGCUCAAGGUUUUACGCCUUAGGAAGCUUGAGCACUUGAAAACAUUGAAAAUACAUGAUAAGGCACUGCCACAACUUGUGCAGUUAUACAUUGGGCCUUGCCCUCAGAUGGCUGAGGUGCCCGAUGACAUUCAAAAUGUCAAACACGUACGCAGACUGGAAACUUUACUUAAGAGCCAGCGCGUCAACAGAUAUAUCAACAACUCUCUUCACUAUGCUAAUAUCAUGCGGAACAGACAUGGUGAUCGUGAUUAUUCUGAGAUGGCGCAGAGUAAUUUAAUUUCUUCUCGUCCCAAAGCCGAGCUACCACAUCCAAAUGGCGAGACAGCAGAUUGGAGGGUUUGGGUACCUCUAGCAUCUCUGAUGUCUGUUUUCGUUGUCAUGCUAGCGUUAGCGUCCAGAUAUCUGGAGCAGCUGCCUUUUUGGAUUCUCUGA
This is a messenger RNA of Prosopis cineraria, 2943 nucleotides long. Its product is annotated as disease resistance protein RPM1-like. The transcript has 4 exons. The record is from RefSeq and is a predicted model, not a curated record. Gene Ontology annotation, biological process: defense response to other organism. Bases 1 to 2943 code for a protein of 980 amino acids. Gene Ontology annotation, molecular function: ADP binding. Lineage: Eukaryota; Viridiplantae; Streptophyta; Magnoliopsida; Fabales; Fabaceae.